UCUCCUAUUUGACCGACGAUCACGACUUGUCAAAACGACAACAUGCAUUUUAUCUUUUUCUGAAGUGAAAGCUACACAAUAUCACAUCUAAGGAGAAUACUAAAGAUGAAUAUAGGAAAGAAAAUGAAUGUGAUAGAAAUCAAGAGGUACCAGUCAGAGUUGUAUGAAAGCAUAAUGAGCAGGGAUGCUGACUGUAUGGAGCUUGUCAAGAAAUAUGAAGAGCUCAUCGAAAAAGAAAUUGAAAUUAGUGUUGGUUCACGGUGUAGAUGUGGACUAGAAAUUGAGCACCAUUUUAUACAGGAGCCUCACCAGUCGAAACCAAUGAUUGACAACAUUUCAGAGGUAAUACGCCGUGGGGAGUGUAAAUGUCCCUAUAUUGGUUCUGGUGAUCACAAAGUUUCAGUUGUGAAGUUGACAUUUCUUCAUAUAGCUGCCUCUGCUAAUAAUGUAGAACUGUUGCGACUGCUUGCAUCCCAUGGCUGUAUGUUCAAACAACAAACAACAUUGUUGAAACUUUCACCAUUUUACAUAGCUGUGACUCUGAGAAAUGCAGAAGCAGCUGAUUUCCUCCUCACACAGGAUAUUGAUGUUAAUGCUGUUUGUACUACCGAAAAAAUAACAGCUUUAAUGCGGGCAGUGCAACAGAAGAAGAUAACACUGGUACGAAACAUUUUAAAACUGCCUGGUGUGAAUGUCAAUUCAAAGAGUGCUAAUGGAGACACACCAGCCUCUCUAUGUCUUCGUUGGCAAAGUAAAGAGAUAUAUGACAUGCUGAUAGAUGCUGGAGCAGAUGUCAACGGCACGAGCAGAAACGGUGAAACUAGUCUACUCAUGAUCGCUGCCACUAAAGGAAUGGACUAUGUUUCCAAACUGCUUGAAAAGGGUGUGGAUGUUGAUUAUAGAAAUCCUCGCAAUGAGACAGCUCUGCACUUUGCUGUGUAUGUUGGUAAUGCUAAUGUGGUAAAAGCUUUAUUGGAUGCUAACGCCGAUCCAAACAUUCGAUUGGCUGGUGAUCUGAUGACUCCCAUAGUUGUCGCUGCCAAUCAAGGUGAAACUCAUGUGGUGGAAGUUCUCGCUAAGGGUGGUGCAGACGUUAAUUUGAGCUCUCUUCAGGGAUAUAAUGCAGUGCACAUGGCAGCGUGGAAUCGUCACACAGCCAUGCUGAAAGUAUUGUUAGAAUGUGAAGGGGUUGAACACGACAAGGUCACAUGUGACAAAAAUUCUCCACUUGGAUUGGCUUGUCACGGUGACCACCCAGCGGCAGUAGAGAUGUUGUUACCACUGGGUUGCAAUGUUAAUAACCAGGAUAAAGACAAUGACACUGCCCUGUUGUAUGCUACAUACAAUGGUAUGACAGAUACGGUGAAAUUACUUCUGGAAUAUGGAGCAGAUCCUGACCUUAGAAGUUCUAUUAAUGUCUCACCUUUAUGGAAUGCUGUAUAUGGAAACCACAAGGAGAUUGUGAAAAUACUUCUCGGAAUAAACGUGCGAAUGGAGGUGAAUAGCAUUGGCACUAACCAGCAUUCCCACAGUAAUUCCCCAGUACCGCUGUUCAAUUCUCCAAAGACUACUCUGUUCCUAGCUGUGUACAAGAACUGCAUAGAUAUUGUAUACCUACUGCUCUCAGCAGGAUACAACAUUAACGCAGAGGAAUGGCUUCACAGGGGAGAAGUUCCUGAGCUAGAAGAUCAAGCAAACAUUGUGACAAUGUUGAAAAAGAAGGCUUGCCAACCUCCUCGUCUCAUAUCUGUCUGUCGUAACUAUUUCAGGAGCUAUGGCAAUCCACGCCAGAUAAAGAAACUGGUACAUGGCCUUGGUCUACCGAGAUAUUUAAAAAAUUAUCUUUUGUUGACUGAGUUAUUGACAGAGUCUUGAAAAAAAAAGUACAAGGAAACAUGUUUCUUUUGUGCCUAGCUGUCUUCUGCAGCACAAUAUGACUGAUUAUUUGUUCCUGAUUAAAGUCUGCUAUGGUUUUUAAAGAAAUGAUUUUUCUUUUUUGUUGUUUGCUGAUGUGUAAACUGCAUUUUUUAAAAAAAUAAUAUUUUGAAUUACAGGUGUUAG
Messenger RNA from Ylistrum balloti, 2061 nucleotides. Its product is annotated as ankyrin repeat and KH domain-containing protein 1-like. Gene Ontology annotation, molecular function: protein binding. The record is from RefSeq and is a predicted model, not a curated record. The transcript is spliced from 5 exons. The coding region runs from base 106 to 1875 and encodes 589 amino acids. Lineage: Eukaryota; Metazoa; Mollusca; Bivalvia; Pectinida; Pectinidae.